This is a messenger RNA of Blepharisma stoltei, 4864 nucleotides long. The record is from the annotation of a GenBank genome assembly. NCBI's taxonomy places the organism in Eukaryota, Ciliophora, Heterotrichea, Heterotrichida, Blepharismidae.
AUGAGCGUAAAGGAGAAUAAUUUUGAGGUAAAAUUCCCAGCCGUUCUAGCACUAGAAGUCCCCACAAAAAGAAAGGCCGACUCAUUAUUGAAAAAUUCUUUCACUUUAUCAAGGUCGUCAAACGCUGAAUCACUGAGCAAUAUUCGUAUGCAAACUUACACAAGGCUUUACAGCAGUAAAAAAUUUUCUAUACCAAUAGCUCCUCAAGGCCAAUCAACAGCUAGGAUAAAUCAAGAUUCAGAGAUUUUCCCUGGAAUAACAAAGGAAAAAAAAUUAAACAUGACAAGUAUAUCGUCUAAACAACUGAAAUCAAAACCAGGAACUAGAGAAUUUUCUAAACAAUCUACAGCAUGCCCAGCACCUACUCGUAAAGCUGAAAAUAAUGAAAAAAAGGUAAAAGAAAGCAUGUUUGAAGUCCAAAGAGUUCUAAUCCCCCAUCCUUGACCGAACGAUUUUCAUAUAAUGUAGUUUUGAUAUAAUAAUCAAUAAAGCAAAAUCAUACACCUAUUUUAUAUAUAUUUUUUUACUUCCAUCCUUGAAUAAUUUUUUUUUAUAUAAUAAUUAAGUAAUUUUUUCUAAAGAAAGGUUUUUAGCUGCAUGGCAGAUUUUAAUAAAGCAAGUGUUUCGAUAAAUGAUGUGCGAUAAGUGAUAAAUUAGAGCUUAUUAGAGAUCUUGCAACUUAUGAAAAUGAUUUUUCGAAGACCAAAGAAUUAUCAAUAUCUUUAGGAAGAUUGAGGAUGCUAUCAACAUCAAUCCCAGAUAUUUAUGGAGAAAAUGAAAUAAAUCAGGUUGAAGAAAAAGCGAUACUUCAAAAAUUAAAUGAGGGGCUGGAUUCGAUUUUGAAAAUGGGAGCUGAGACUAAGCAUCUAGAAAAUGAAGGCAAUAUUGAAAAUGAGAUUUUUGACCUUAAAAGCAGCUACCAGCUGCGAAAGUUUGAAUCUGUAUACCAAGGGAUAUUUAAAAUAUCCUCUAUUUCAUGUAUAAUGUGCUUAAUUAAGCAUUUCGGAGAACUAAAUAAUCCAGUAGAAAUUUCUUAUAGUCUGUCAAUUAGAUCCAAAAUCCAAGAACAUCAUAUAAUAAAUUUUCGAAGCGAUAAAUGGUUGGAGUACAUAGAAAUCAGUGUUGAAACAUCAUUUGGAGAUGCUUUUAAUAUAAACGUAAGGGUGCCUAUUUCCAACUCCCAUCAAGAUAAAAAGCAAAUAUAUUCAUAUACAAAAAAGAGCAUUCUUCCACAUCUUUACUUCAUCUAUUCCAACAAUGAACUGAAAUUGCAAUAUGACUAUAGGCAUAGCCACACAUUUUAUAGUCUUAUUUGCGAAAUCAGAGGGUUUGGUCUUUGCUCUGUUCAGCUCACAGAAAGUGGAGACCAGCAAGUUCAUAUCCAAGUUAGCUCAAUAGAUGAUGCUUUAGAAGUCCCUCUUGCUCCCUCCCCUCAUGAGCGAACAAAAAAAUUUUGCUCAUUCACGGAGGUGGUUAAUUUUUUUUUUUAAAAACAUUAAUAUAUAAAUUUUAUGUGAAAAUUGUGAAGUAAAAAUUAAUUUAAUUUGCAAAAUUAUAAUUUAAAAUGCAAGCUGUUUAAAAAUUAAGCAGAAUUAGCUAGAGAUUUUAUUAUAUUAAUUAUCACUUAUAUAUCAAAAUUUUUUUGAUAAUAUUUUUCAAUUAAAAAUUUUUGUCACUCACGGAGGUGGGUUUUUGGGGUUCCUUCACACGACGCCUACACCAUAACGACUAUUUUUUUGGCCUAUUUUUUUUGACCUAUUUUUUUUUUGGCCUGUUUUUUUUUAGCCUAAUUUUUUUGGCCUAUUUUUUUUUGGCCUAAUUUUUUUUUGGCCUAUUUUUUUUGGCCUAUUUUUUUUUGGCCUAAAUUUUUUUGGCCUAUUUUUUUUGGCCUAUUUUUUUUGGCCUAUUUUUUUUUUCGCCUAUUUUUUUUUUGUCUAUUUUUUUUGGCCUAUUUUUUUUAGCCUAUUUUUUUUGGCCUAUUUUUUUUGGGCCUAUUUACGUAUUUAUCUAUUUUUAAGAAGCCUUCCUUCACACUAGCAAUACUAAAAUUAAAACUUUUUAUUUUCGACUUACUCCCCCCCCCCCUCCGUGAGCGAACAAAAAAAUUUUGUUCACUCACGGAGGGGGGUUAAUUUUUUUUUUUUAAAAAAAAUUUAUAUAUAAAUUUUAUAAAAAAUAUUUUUUUCGAAAUUUAAAAAAAUCCUAAUUUGCAAAAAUUGGAAAGCAAAUAUUAAUUUAAUUUGCAAAAUUUAUGUUUUAAAAACGCAAUUUGUUUAAAAUUAAACAGAAUUAGCUCUAGAUUUCAUUAUACUAAUUAUCACUUAUAUAUCAAAAUUUUUUUCCAUUAAAAUUUUUUUCUAUUAAAAAAAUUUUUGUUCGCUCACGGAAGGUGGGUUUUUGGUCAAAAAAUGGUGAUUUUUCUAAUGGUUUUGUUCGCUCACGGAGGGGGGGGGGAGUUAGUGACGUCGAUAAUAAAAUGGCAGACCAGGUGGCAUUCAAGCUAUCAAUUCGUGAUGGUAGAAUUGCUUUCUGUCAAGGCUAUGCAUAUAGAGUAAAUAGGAAAGAUCCCAGUAUAAGGAGAACAUACUGGAAGUGCAUCAAAUACUCACUUCCCCUUACAACUUUUUUGCUCAUACUCGAAAUUGCAAAUAUGUACAAAAAAAGAAUUUAAUUCAGCUUGUAAAAUUAAGCUUAAGAACGCACUUUAACUAAAUGCUAUGUGAUUAUUUAGAGAUUUUAUUUUAAUAACCAUAAUUUAUAUAUAGUCUUAUAAAAUAAAUUUGUUCACUUUUUUUUUUAAAAACAGAUUUUUGAAUGAUUUUGCUUUCUAAUAGGAUGAGAGUUAGAAGGUUGCCCUGCACAAUGGUCACAGAAAAUGAUUCCUUAAUAAACAUCAAAGGAAAUCAUGAUUUUCACCCUCCCAAUCAAGCUGAAAUUAGCGCUAAAUUGGAAUUAAAAGAAAGCUUGAAAAGGAAUUUGAACGAAAAUCCUUUUGGAGAAAUUCAACAAUGGCCAGAGACUUACUCAGCAAUGUGCCUAAAAAGAUAAAGUUAUCUCAAGAAACUAAAGUAAACCUGCCAUCACAAAGGAGUAUUGAAGCUGCUCUUUACAGAGAGUGCGAAUCAAGUGUUUCAGAGCUUCCUAAUAGUUUGGCAGAAUUGGUGCUUGAAGACAAUGACUAAUGACAACUUGGAGUUUUUACUUAUUGAAGAUGGAAUUGAAGAUAAAAUCCUUGUCUUCGGAACUAUUUUAGAGCUUCAAAAGCUGUGUGGAUGCAAUGUCGUGCUUAUGGAUGGAACUUUUCAGCCCUAAAGCCUUUCAAAUUGACUUUGAGAUGGCAGUUAUCAAUGCAAUAGCCAUUCUGUUUCCUUAUGCUCAAAUCAGAGGUUGCUUCUUUCAUUUCUCGCAGUGUUUUUGGCGCAAAAUUCAAGAGUUAGGCUUAGCAACAAAUUACAAGACUGAUGGCUCAGCACUUAGAAGUUACGCCAAAGUCAUUCAAUCUUUAGCUUUAUGUCCUUUGGACCAAAUAGAUGAAGCGUGAGAAAUCAUAGCAUCAUUUGAGCCAGAAGGGGAAAGAGUUCAAGAAUUUACAGCAUAUUUUAUGAGAACAUGGCUGCUAUCAAAUGCAAAAUUCAGACGCGAAUUUUGGAAUCACUUUGACAAUGAUGGUAUGCGGACUACCAACAAUCUUGAAGGCUAUCAUCACGCACUAAAUAAGUUAGUAGGGGCUGCUCACCCAAAUAUUUUAAAAUUCAUUGAAAUCAUAAAGAAUGAGCAGCAGAUAUUCAGAAAAGUUUUGGCUAAUAUUGCAGGCAGAGCCAAACCACCCAACAGUAGGGAAAAAUACAGGCUUUUGCAUGAAGCUGUUGAGAGGACAAAAACUUUAAUGAGGAGAGGAGACAUUUCUUUAAGCGAUUAUAUUGAGCAAAUUAAGCGGAAAAACUCCUAAUUAAUUCGAAAAAUUCUCUAAUUUAAAAAAAAUAAGUAAUUAGUAUUCUAAAUGCUGAACGACCUGUGAAGGGGAAUAAAAAUUUACUUAUAUUAUUUUUUUUGAAAAAAAAUGAUUAAAAUUUAUAUUAGGCCCAAAAAAAUAGGCCAAAAAAAAUAGGCAAAAUAAAUAGGCUAAAAAAAAAAUAGGCUAAAAAAAAUAAGCCAAAAAUAAAUAGGCCAAAAAAAAAUAGGCCAAAAAAAAAUAGACCAAAAAAAAUAGGCCAAAAAAAAAAUAGGCUAAAACAAAUUAAAUUAGGCCAAAAAAAAAUAGUCCAAAAAAAAAUAGGCCAAAUAAAAAUAGUCGUUUUGGAGUAGACCUCGUGUGAAGAAAGGGGUUUUUGGGCAAAAAAUAGGGAUUUUUCAAAUGUUUUGUUCGCUCACGGAGGGGGGAGUUAGCAUAAUUACCCCUAAAAGCAGUUUAUUCCUUGAGAAUUCUGACUGAAUAAAAAGAGUGGUUCAGAAGUAUUUAAGCUAUAUCCCGCAAAUGAAUGGCCUUUAUUGGCAAGAGACUGAUGAUCAAGGAUAUAUAUUUUCCCAAAAAGAAGCUUGCUCUCUGUUAAUGAAUGCUGAGUAUCUAAAGGAAGAGUUCGAUAUUUUGAUGUUUAGUGAAGUUUAUGCAUUUGAGAUAAAGUUAGGAAACUCUAUUUUUAAUCUCCAAUGCUUUGGCUCAUCUCAGCACGUUAAGUUUACAGCAAAGUAUGAUAAUGAUGUGGUUGAUGUAUCUCCAGAGUCAAAAAGCUUUAAACUUCUUACCGAUUUGCAGUCUCUAAACCUCAGAAAAUGCACGGCCACUCUUAGAAAUUCUUUAGAAUUAGAGCUAUUUUUUCGAAAAAUAUUUCCAAAAGCAUUUUUAUGUAAAAAUAAAGAAAAUUAA